Macroventuria anomochaeta is the source of this 772-nucleotide messenger RNA. RefSeq lists its product as uncharacterized. The transcript has 3 exons. The coding region runs from base 1 to 657 and encodes 218 amino acids. The record is from RefSeq and is a predicted model, not a curated record. Lineage: Eukaryota; Fungi; Ascomycota; Dothideomycetes; Pleosporales; Didymellaceae.
AUGCACGACCUUGAACCCACCUGCACUUCACUGGGACCAUCACUCUAUAGGAUGGGGGGCUCUUCUUCAUCCAAUGCAUCGUUGGUUGUUGAAAUCGAAGUCAGCAAGGCGAAUGGAACUUUCUUCGACCGCACCAAUGUCACAGUCGAUCCAGGCGCUCUUCUUCGAUUUCAUCUGCCAAGGAACGUUGAUCAGGAUCUCCGGACGCUCGAGGCAAAUCACGAGAACGGAUCUGCAAUCCUUGAUUACCUCGUCGACACAGACUCACCGCAAUGGAUGUACCCUACUCAUCUACUCUUAGAGACUCUCUGCGACAUUGGACAGGUGUUCAGAAUCAACCCCGGUAAUGGCAGCGGGGUGGCAGUGAACAGUACGCUGAAUCAUACUACGUCUUUCGAUCCUCCCAUGUCUACGCAACACACACAUGGAGCUUGCGAGGGUACUUCAGUGGCGGCUACGACUUCAGCGGGAAGUCUAGGCUACAGCACAGGCAUUGCGACGAAUGCUUCAGCAUCAAGAACCCUGCAGCAGCCAUUCGCAACAUCUUUUGCGCCGGAAUUGUCCAACAACGGGCGCAAGCUGAUGGCACACUGUCGAUUCAUCGUGUUUGUCACCCUGUUCUUUGGUCACCUCUUGAUAAUGCUUGUUAAUCAGUGAAGAAGAACUCGGAUUAUUGUCUCCAGUGUAUGAAACCCAGGAAAUCACUUUCAUAGUCUCCAAUAAUCAAUACAAAGUUGGAAACCGUUGCAGACGCUCCGUUUGCGGAUGAAAU